CUUGGCAGUGGAGGGGUGGGGGGGAGGCAGGAUCCCCUGUAGGGCCUCGAGUAGUACUCCAGAGCCCAUCGUCCCCACCGCCUUCCUCCUAGCCUUCCCCAGAUGGGGUUGGGCAUGGUUCCCAGCCGCCCAUCAUCCCCAGCCAACAUGCUCCCUUCCUUUUCUCCCAGCAUCUCAACCCCUUCCUUUCUUCCUAUCGACUUCCGGACUUAUGCAACUGCACCUCCCAUCAUCCCCAGCCCGCUUGCCCUUCUUCCCUUCCUCCUACAGGCCCCAUUGUCCCAAGCCCUUUUCUGCAGCUCCCAUUAUCCCCAGCCAUGACAGCCUCUUUCCCCUGGAGAUGGGCUCUUCUGCCUCUCCCAUCAUCCCCAACCCGCGAGACCUCCAGACGGCGGCGCGAUCCAGAUGCUUAAGGACUAAAAAAAACCCAUCAUCCACAGACCUCUCUCUCUCUCACACACACACCGCCCUCAAAAGUGAAUAAUACUCAUUCACCAAGCCAAACUGUUUGUUUCUUAGGUAAGGCAGGAUCGCCAAAGCUAAGGAGUCCUCGACCUACAACUCAUUUAGCGACUGUUCAAAGUUACGACGGCACUGGAGAAAAGGGGACUUCGGACCUUAAUGACCUUGGAAGCAUCCCCCAGGAUCGUGUGAUCCAAAAUCAGAGUGGGAUCUGUUCCCAGAUGGAUGGUGACCCCUGAACCCGCUUCGACCGCCGCCAGCCUCUCGGUAGAGUCCAAGGCUUCGCCAUGUGGCACAAGGCCCUGUGUGUGGCUGUGUUGGCCCUGGCCACCGGCUCUGUCUUCUGGCUGGAUCCCGCUUGGCCGGAUUUCCUGUGGGAGCAUCUCUCGGGGACCUUCCUGUACCAACUUCGGGGGGACCUGGGGUCUCCAGAAGGCAGCAUGGCAGAGGCCUGGGAUGCCGUCAUCACCCGGCCGGCCAAGCAAUGGAACAGAGUUGCUGUGGGGUUCUACUUUGUGGCCCAAUUGGGCCUAAGCUUCACGAAUUGCUUGACGAGAACGUAAUGGUCCCUCCGGAAUCACUGCAAGAAUUAGAUGAAUAUCAUCUUAUUUUGGAAUACCAAGCAGGUGAAGAAUGGGGAGAGCUGAGAGCCCCCAACGCCAACCGAUUCAUCUUCUCCCACGACCUGUCCAACGGGGCCAUGAACAUGCUAGAAGUCUUUGUAUCCAGCCUGGAGGAAUUUCAGCCAGAUCUGGUGGUGCUUUCGGGCUUCCAUAUGAUGGAAGGUCAGACCAGGGAGCUACGCCAGAGGAGGCUCCGAGAGGCCGUAACUUCCAUUUCUGACAUUCCCACCGACGUCCCGAUCCAUCUGGAAUUAGCCGGUAUGACCGACCCAGACCUCAUGAGAGACAUAAUUCACCAGCAGAUCUUCCCUCUCGUGAGCUCCAUCGGUUUGAACGAGCAAGAGCUGCUCUUCCUCACCCAGGCAGCCUCGGGACCUCACUCCUCGUUGGCCUCCUGGAACGGCAUCCCCGACGUGGCCGUGGUCAGCGACAUCCUUUUCUGGAUCUUGAAAGAACACGGGAGGACUUCGGCCAAGGCUUCGGACUUAACCCGGAUCCACUUCCAUACUUUGGCCUACCACCUCCUGGUUACCGUGGAUGGGUAUUGGGGCAACCAGGUGGCGGCGGUGGCUGCCGGAGCCAGGGCGGCGGGGACCCAAGCUUGUGCCACCCAGACCAUUGACGCCGACAAAGUCUUCCUGAAGGCACCACUGGAGUUUGCCACUUCCAAGACGGACGGGGCCUCCAGAGUCUCCUUAAACCCAAAGGAGCCCAUAUCGGUGUGGCGCCGGAAUGGCAUCUCCUUCCAUUACACCCCGGUGCUGGUGUGUAAAAGCCCCCUGCGGACUGUGGGCCUCGGAGACGCCAUCUCUGCUGAAGGACUCAUGUAUUCCGAAGUCUAUCCUCACUAAGCACUGAAUAAAGAGAUCACUCCAAAAUUCGGACCAAGCAGGUUACAGACUGGACAUCAGAUGGGACCAGGAACCAGAGCUGGGAAGAGGGGAACAAUAAAUGCAAUCCAGAACUUGGAUUUAUUGCCAUAGGAAUGUUUGCAACGCAACGGUCAGGGAGGAAGGUUCAUCUGAAGGAGCCGUAGCGAGAAAGCAAAGCGCUCUAU
Thamnophis sirtalis is the source of this 2142-nucleotide messenger RNA. The record is from RefSeq and is a predicted model, not a curated record. NCBI's taxonomy places the organism in Eukaryota, Metazoa, Chordata, Lepidosauria, Squamata, Natricidae.